AUGACGCAAUGGCACCUGGCCCAGGAUCAUUGGCUGGCGCGUUGGCUCCGCCUCUCCGGGGCAGCGCCCGCGGAGACUGUCUACGCAAGCGGCGGCGACGGCGGCGACGUUAAGGAGGCCCAAGACCGGCGCCCGCGGGCCGGGCUUGCUGGGCGGUGUCUCUACCUCCUCUCCAACUAUUGCCCCGUCAGAGAAAAGAUGGCCCUGAGGGUCGUAUUACCAGUUCUGCUCCUCCGGGGCCUGAGUUUAGGCCUCUUCCUCAGUCUUCUAAAACCAGUCUGGCCCCAGCCGUCUCCACCUCCCCAGGUUUCUCCCCCGCCUGAGCCCCAUCCCUGCCAUACUUGCCGUGGGCUAGUCGACAGUUUCUACAAGGGCCUAGAGAGGACUAUUCGAGACAACUUUGGAGGCGGAAACACAGCAUGGGAGGAAGAGAAGUUGUCCAAAUACAAAGAUAGUGAGACCCGCCUGGUGGAGGUGCUGGAGGGUGUAUGCAGCAAGUCAGACUUUGAGUGUCACCGGCUGCUGGAGCUGAGUGAGGAGCUGGUGGAGUCCUGGUGGUUUCACAGGCAGCAGGAGGCCCCAGACCUCUUCCAGUGGCUCUGCUCAGAUUCCCUGAAACUCUGCUGCCCUGCAGGCACCUUUGGUCCCUCCUGCCUGGCUUGUCCUGGGGGUGCAGAGAAGCCCUGCGGAGGCUAUGGGCAGUGUGAAGGGGAAGGGACCCGAGGGGGCAGCGGGCGCUGCACCUGCCAAGCUGGUUACGGGGGUGAAGCAUGUGGCCAGUGUGGCCUUGGCUACUUUGAGGCAGAGCGCAACUCCAGCCAUCUGGUAUGUUCGGCUUGCUUUGGCCCAUGUGCUCGCUGCUCAGGACCUGAGGAAUCUCACUGUUUGCAGUGCCGAAAGGGCUGGGCCCUGCAUCACCUCAAGUGUGUAGACAUUGACGAGUGUGGCACAGAGCGAGCCAGCUGUGGAGCUAACCAAUUCUGUGUGAACUCGGAGGGCGCCUACGAGUGCCGAGAUUGUGCCAAGGCUUGCCUGGGUUGUAUGGGAGCAGGCCCUGGCCGCUGUAAGAAGUGCAGCCCCGGCUACCAGCAGGUGGGCUCCAAGUGUCUCGAUGUGGAUGAAUGUGAGACAGAAGUCUGUCCAGGAGCAAAUGAGCAGUGUGAGAACACAGAGGGCAGUUAUCGCUGUGUCUGUGCCGAGGGCUACAAACAUCAGGAGGGCAUUUGCGUGAAGGAGCUGGUCCCAGAGCCAGCAGGCUUCUUCUCAGAGAUGACGGAGGAUGAGUUAGUGGUGCUGCAGCAGAUGUUCUUUGGUGUCAUCAUCUGUGCACUGGCUACGCUGGCCGCCAAGGGUGACUUGGUCUUCACUGCCAUCUUCAUCGGUGCCGUGGCUGCCAUGACUGGCUACUGGUUGUCUGAGCGCAGUGACCGAGUGUUGGAGGGCUUCAUCAAGGGCAGAUAG
Molecule: messenger RNA, 1461 nt
Organism: Elephantulus edwardii (Cape elephant shrew)
Lineage: Eukaryota; Metazoa; Chordata; Mammalia; Macroscelidea; Macroscelididae
Gene: CRELD1
Product: cysteine-rich with EGF-like domains 1
Exons: 11
Coding region: 1-1461 (486 amino acids)
Molecular function (GO): calcium ion binding
Source: RefSeq, a predicted model, not a curated record